Messenger RNA from Ectocarpus siliculosus, 2177 nucleotides. NCBI's taxonomy places the organism in Eukaryota, Phaeophyceae, Ectocarpales, Ectocarpaceae. The record is from the annotation of a GenBank genome assembly.
CAGAGCAAAUAAUCAAACAACCCACCUCUUCUACACCCAGAUCCUCCCCUCUACUCUCCCCACCUCCUGCCGCGCGUAACGAGGCAGAGCAGAGAGUUAUUCGUCUAGGCUCCGGCAUCGCGCAUCUCCGUCACCGGGAGGAUCGAUUUUUCGGCGGGAAGGAAGGGGUGUAGACUUACAGGCUUGCAGGACAUCAACUUCCCCGAAAGAUGGAACCGAGCAUCGAAAAGGAGCUGCCCCGGGCUGACCUCGCCAAAGUCGAAGAGUUCGAGAGCAAGCGUUCCGGGUACUUCGCGGAUGAGUACCGCAAGUCCUCCAUGUACUGGUCAAGCCUGUGCGACGUCAUGAGCGCGAACGACGGGCCCACUCAGCAGGUGCUGUCGUAUGUUGCGGGCAAGCUGGAGGCGGACCGCAUUAACACCGCGGCCAUCUUCGUCAACGCGGACAAGGUGUUCGGCGAAAAGAAGGGUGCCACCAAGCUGAGGCAUGACAAGAUUCGCCACGAGGAGCAGAAGGCUAAGACCAAGGGUGUGACGGCGUCCAUCGACGUGGAGCUGCUGGUGGCUGGAGGACCAGGGAAAGAAGCACCCACUAACAGUGCGGUGAAGGCGAUCUGGGAGAUGGCGGAGAUGGACUGCCGAGCCGCGCGUAACCGUGACGCUCUCUGCGACGAGCUGGAGCACGAAGACAUGCUCGGGAAGGUCAAGGUCAUGGGUAAGGAGAUGCAGCGGCGAUUCAAGGAGCUAUCGGAGGAAGGAACCGCUUGCCUGCUGAGCCUGGCCAACAUCGACAAGCGCGUUGGACAGGCCUUCCUGCACCUGAAAGAGACGCUGGGGGACCAAGUCGGGGGAAAGACCCUCCACGAGGAUGUGUGGUUCUUGUUCUGCAGCUACCAGACGGCGGUCGUGCACCAGAAGGAGGCCUGGAACGCCGUCACGGCUAAGCUGGGGGAAGUGUUCGCGAAGAUGAAGGACCUAGAGGGCGAACGGCGCACGACUCUUCGUGAGUUCAUGCUCUCCGCUAACCAUGCGAUCGGUGACAACUGGAAGAAGAUGUGCACGCUGUCCGGUCCGGCCAACGACGCCGCUAAGGCGGUGGAUGCCAGCAGGGGCGCCGUGGAUCAGGAGGUCCACUCCCUGGCGGCCGUGCGGAUGGAAGAGAAGAAGCACGACAGCUCUAAGGAACACAUCCUGGCGAACACGACCCACAUCGUCCGCGCAGACCCGGCUCCCGCUGACGACUCCUUCAUCGAGACUCUGUCGGCGCCUCUGGAGUCGCCCCUGGUGCGGAGCAUGAUGAUGAUCGAAAGGAGAGAAGGGAAGGCGAUCGGCAGCAAGUACCACGCCGGACUGAUGGUGCUGUCGUGGGACGGCUUCCUCCACUUCUUCGACAUCCCUUCCUCCUCCACCGUCAAGAAAGACGCCUCUGCUUCCGCAGCUUUCCAGGAGAUUUCCCCCUCCAUCUCGCUGGACGACCUCCUGGCGAACAAGAAAGACCUGGACGAGGUGCUCAUGUUCAAGAGCACUCACACGCUCCGGCUGGACGAGUCCUCCACCGUGGAGGCCAAGUCCAGCCACAAGAGCCACAAGAUUGAGGUAAAGGGCAAGAUGAAUAUCACCUCCAUUAAGAGGCACUUCGGGUCUAGCAGCAAGACGGUCACCUUCCGAACGGCCACCGAGGCGGAGAUGAACAACACAGUCGAGGAGAUCACGGACUGUAUCUACACCAGGGGCGGCAUGCAGACCGCUUUGACCGGGCGGAUGAGCACGGACAGCCGGUCUAGCUUCGGCAGCAGCUUCAACUCCACCGGGUCUGGUUCCACGAAAUUGCCGCCCAAAGAACCGGAACCAGCGCCGGCUGCCCCGGCGCCCACUCCGGCCCCCUCGUCAACCGUAGCGCCGCCCGCCGCCGAACCCGCCGCCGCUGACCCUGCCCCGCCCGUCAAGAAGCCCGCCCACGCCGCCGCCGCCGCCCCCGCCGCAGCCGCUGCCCCCACCGCGACGCCCACCGCGGAACCGACGAAGAGCCCGGCAGCCGUCCCUGCGGCGGAACCCGCUGCCCCGGCGGCACCGGCCCCGGCGGCGCCAGCGGCGACGACCGGCGCCGGAGAGGCGUCUUCGGAGGCGCCGCCGCCGCCGGCAGCGGCGGCAGCAGAACCCGUUGCGAAGGCCGUGUGA